Paracoccidioides brasiliensis Pb18 is the source of this 1239-nucleotide messenger RNA. RefSeq lists its product as uncharacterized. Gene Ontology annotation, cellular component: nucleus; U2-type post-mRNA release spliceosomal complex. The transcript is spliced from 2 exons. Bases 1 to 1239 code for a protein of 412 amino acids. Gene Ontology annotation, biological process: mRNA splicing, via spliceosome; spliceosomal complex disassembly. The record is from RefSeq and is a predicted model, not a curated record. Gene Ontology annotation, molecular function: DNA binding.
AUGAGUUCUCCUUUUGCCAAUCGUCGCAAGGCUCGCAAGGUUGGUGGUGAUGAAGAAGAAGACAGCGUGGAGAAUGGCAGCGAACAAGAUUCGGAGCCAGUCAUCCGGAGGCCAAACACCAAACCGAAGCAGAAAUCAAAAAUGCGCCUCUCCUUUGCUUCCGGAGAGACCUCCAUGACCGAUGAUACCGACUUGAAUGAAGGCGAAGUAAUAACCCCAAAAAGAAUUGGAGCGAGGAAACACGUUCUGGAGAAAAGCAGUCUUCACCGUGCAUGGACACCUUCAGCCUCGUCUGAGCAUCUACCUUUCCGCGCCGGCCAGCAAGAUGAUCGCCCAACCUAUAACCAAGACUAUCUCAAGGAACUCCGCAACUCCACCCCUUCGACCCCAAAGGACGUGGGAUCGAUGCAUACGAUUGAGAACGAGAGGGAAAGACAGCUGGAUAUCUCGGCGAAAUUUGGAGAGAUUGUUCAGGUUUCGGGACCAUCCAUCAUUCCCUCUGAAGCUGAGAUCCGCGAGAAAAAGGAGAGGCGCGCCCGUCUUGCCAUGGAACAGGCACAAGGUCCCGAGCAGGAUUUUAUUUCCCUAGAUGAUACUGGUGAUGAUGGCUGGUCGUUGGCUCGAAAGGAGGAGAAACUAGAAACGAGGCUUGUCCGGGAUGACGAAGAUUUCGCGGAGGGGUUUGACGAGUAUGUAGAAGAUGGCAAAAUCGCGCUGGGCAGAAUGGCGGAACGAGAGCAGCAAAUGAAAGAACGCGCGGAGAUGAAGGAACUGAUUGAUGAGGCGCAAGAAUCUUCCGAGGCGGACGAUUCAGAGGCAGAACGCAAAGCUGCUUACGAAGCUGCACAAACUCGAGCCGGAAUGGACGGUCUCCGACGCGACCACGAGAGUCUUCCCGCCCGAUCAAAAACACCUCCUAAGAUAACUCCCCUCCCUCGUCUUGCAGAUAACUUAGCUCGCCUGAGGAGUUCCCUCAGCUCCGUAGAGAGCUCAAAGGUGCAGCUUGUCCUGCGGCUGGAGGAACUUCGAAAGGAGAAAGUGGAGAUCGCAGCUAGAGAAGUGGAGAUCCAAACACUGCUGAAAAAGGCUGGAGAGAACUACGAGAGACUGAAGGCAGAGGCGGGGCUCAACCCGGGUGAUAGGAAUCUCCUACCAGGUACCGACGUCCAGGGCCAGCGUGGGCUGGAAAAUAUGGGAGGACACUCCGAAGCGGCAUCUGAAGCUGAGGUUCCGGACUGA